Molecule: messenger RNA, 1797 nt
Organism: Cryptococcus amylolentus CBS 6039
Lineage: Eukaryota; Fungi; Basidiomycota; Tremellomycetes; Tremellales; Cryptococcaceae
Exons: 10
Coding region: 377-1639 (420 amino acids)
Source: RefSeq, a predicted model, not a curated record
GUCUGGUUCACACAGACGCGGCCGUGUAUUUCCAGGGGCGGACCGAAGUGGGAAGCGUAAAGCAACGCAGCUCCCAGCGGAUACAUGCUUGUGUAUAGGUGACAGGCCUACAGGUGGGUACGGUGGUGGUUAUCAACAUGCUUCAGGGGAGAGGGGGUGUGCCGGGGAUGCAGGUGGCGGUGAAAGGAUUGUCCUCAAUCCGCUUCUGAUGAUUGCAAAGGGAUGGCUUGGGAUCCGCUUCAGCUAGAUAUAAUGCCCACCGAGGAGCAUCUCUUCAUCAUAUGCCCCCCUCUUUCACGUUUACAGAAGCUUUCGGUUUCAAUUCGUACCUCUAUCUGUCACACUCUUUCACAAGACACCACGAGAGCUCGGCAAGAUGGCCACCGCGUCCGACACCAACAUGAACCUCAUCGCUAUCCUCAGUGGAACAGCGCUAGGCAUGUCAUUCCAUCAUACUUACAAGUUCGACAAGUGCAAGUGUCUCAUUCCCAAAGCUCAUGACUGGUUUCGCGCCCUCUUGACAUGGAUGCUUUUGUGCUCCAAUAUGUGUCUGUUUGCGUGGGCGGCGGGCUACUGCUGGGUCAAGUACAAGUUGAAAUGGGUCUAUACAGAAGAGUACGGCGCUAUACCAUAUCCUCCCUCUCUCUACACUGAGCAGUACCGUUUGCUCAACACUCCCCUCAUGAUCGUCUUCAACAUCGCCUUCUCCCUUCAAACAUCACUCAACGCCGAGGAGGGCCUUUAUUGGUAUCAUCUGAUGCGCGCCGUUCGUCAACCCAAGUCGGCUCGCUCGUGGCUUACCUCGCCCUACUUUUACGCCUGGAUCGUCAUUAGUGUGGUCUCGGCCAUUUUGCAGUGCGGAACCGGAUGGAUUCACAAGGGUAGUGAACUCGACCUGGUGCACCAGAUGUCUGUAGUCAUGACCGUUGAUGGAGCUGUGGAGCUCAUAGUGAUGUCUGCGGCUUCAAUUGUAAUCUGGAAGUUUCCUGCUUUCCUCGAUACCGUGAAAGCUUCAGGGGCGGGUCCAGAAGUCAGGUCUCGGCUUCACUUUUAUCACGAAGCAAACAAGGUCCGAACAUUCUUCCGCUUCAUCUACUCGACCGGCAUGAUUGUAUUGGGUGUCGAUGGCCUGACAGAGAAGCAGCUGAUUUCCAACACCCCCAUCGCAAGUGACAUUGUCUCUCAACUAGUCUUUGGAUCCUUCUUCUUCAUCCUCAUCAUUUCGAUCGUGCUGUACCUUCCCCGCUCAUGGGCACCCCCCGGAGCGCAACACAACAAUGUCAUGGUAGGCCGCGCCGUUCAUCAGCCAGGUCACCACCAGCUUGCCAGUGGGGUUGCCCUCAUGUCGCUUUUAAGGGAAGGUGGGCAGUGGGAUGAUGAGGCCAUGAAGAACACGACACUGGCUCCGACAAGUCCAUACAAUCUGGACAAUCUCAAGCUCUACGGCUCGCAAGACCCCUUGACGGCCAAGGAGAGCGACUGGGAGCUGAAGAGGGAUUCUGGAGCAGAGAUUCCGAACGUUUUGGAAAACUUUACAUCUCCCAUCGCAGUCCAGACCAAGGAGAACUACGUCCCUGCGGAGCUCCGUAUUCAUGUCGAGCAAGAAGUGCACGAGGACCGCGGAGAAAGCUAUGUGUGAGGUACGGAGUGAUCCAGGGUUGAUCUACUUUGGGGCGAUGGCGUGUAUUUUCGAAUGGGGGUCUUGCUAGGUUGUUGUUUCUGCAGGGACUUUUUACGCAGGUGAUGUCUGGGCGAUGUCUAUAAUGCUGAGUGGAUGCAUGCAAAAUGCGCUCGGGA